Molecule: messenger RNA, 2163 nt
Organism: Closterium sp. NIES-65
Lineage: Eukaryota; Viridiplantae; Streptophyta; Zygnematophyceae; Desmidiales; Closteriaceae
Source: the annotation of a GenBank genome assembly
AUGAGGGGGACCUCGGGGGUGAAGCGGGUGGGCAAGUACGAGCUGGGGCGGACCCUAGGCGAGGGAAACUUCGCCAAGGUGAAGUUGGGGCAGGACGUGGAGAGCGGGCGGCGCGUGGCGAUUAAGGUCAUGGACAAGGACAGGAUUCUGCAGCACAGGAUGGCGGACCAGAUAAAGCGCGAGGUCUCGAUAAUGAAGAUGGUUCGCCACCCCAACAUCGUCCAGCUUAUCGAGGUGCUGGCGUCGCGCAACAAGAUCUUCAUGGUGCUCGAGUUCGCGGCGGGCGGCGAGCUCUUCGACCGCAUCGUGUACCGCGGGCGGUUGGCGGAGAUCGAGGCGCGGCGGUACUUCCAGCAGCUGGUGGACGCCGUCGACUGCUGCCACGCCAAGGGCGUCUGCCACCGCGACCUUAAACCGGAGAACCUGCUGGUGGACGAGCGCGGCAAUCUCAAGGUGUCGGACUUUGGGCUGAGCGCCCUGCCGCAGCAGCAACACCGCGACGGGCUGCUGCACACCACCUGCGGCACGCCCAACUACGUCGCCCCUGAGGUGCUGCACAACAAGGGGUACGACGGGCGCAAGGCGGACGUGUGGUCGUGCGGCGUCAUCCUGUUCGUGCUGCUGGCAGGCUACGUGCCCUUCGAUGAACCCGACCUCGUGCUGCUCUAUGACAAGAUAUCCCGGGCGCAUUUCAAGUUCCCUGAGUGGUUCUCCCCCGGGGUGAAGCGCCUCAUCACGCGCAUCCUCAACCCCGACCCCGCCACCCGGCCGGGGCUGGCGGCGAUACGGCGGGAUGAGUGGUUUCAGCGCGACUACCACCGGGCCUACCCGCUGCCCGACGACACUGAGGGGCAGGGGGGCACUGAGGACGUGCUGCUUCAUGCCCGGCUGCACCCGGUGGCGGAGCUGUCUGUGCGGGUGCCGCACUCGCCCUCCCUGCAGGCGUCGCUGCCCGUCUCCCUCAGCCCGCGCACCACUGCAGCAGCCGCACCUCCGGCAGCAGCAGCGCUGGGUGGUCGUGAGGCACAGGCAGGGGUGGCGGAGGAGGGGCGGGCAGGGGGUGCAGGAGAGGGGGGGGCGGGAGCGGGGGCAGGAGAGGAGGGACCGGAGUGGAUAUUUGAGAUGACGCCGGGGGUGUUCAUGGUGGAAGCACGCAAGGCUGCCGGCGACACCCUCGAGUAUCACAAGUUCUAUCGCAGUCUGGUUGCACGGGCCAAGGACCUGGUGUGGCACCCAGACGCCGCUGCCGCCCUGCCAGCAUCACCAGAGGCGCCACUCGCAGUGCCGCCACCACUGAUCCCAUUCCACAUUCCUAAAUCACUUCAGUUCAGAUGUUUGCAUAGAUACGCAGCUAACGCAUUGCUUUUCCGGUUUGAGCUAGCAAUCUAUCACUUCGACGAAUUGAAAGAGCGGCCAGCCAUGAUCAUGUGCCCUCGGAGCUCGUCCUUCGACGGGGCCGUCUCAGUCUCUUACCGCCCAUCCGUCCCGCACCCACCUAUUUCGCCGUCCGGAGUCGAGUCGCCGUCGCGGCUAGGCCAGAGCCGUUUGGACGACGUGGGGAUGCGCUCGCUGGAGAGCAAGCUUGAGCUGCUCCACGCGCAGCGAGAGCUGAGCGCCCUUCGCUGCCAGACGUUCAUCGACCAGAUCGAAUCCGCCUUCCAAUCCCAACCUCCCACUCAAGCCGACCGACUCGCACGCCGCCCUCCCUCCGUGCGGGCGCGUCGCGCGUCGCUCGAUCUGUCGAGGGCGGAGAGCGCGCAGUUGGCGCAGGAGCUGCGGUUCUACGAUGAGCCGGCGAGGUUCGCCCGCUCGCACUCCCACAGCGCCAGUGCCAGUCCAGCCGCCGCAGUGCCGCGUCCGCGAUUCCCGCGCUCCAAGUCGCAUCGCGGGCCCAGCCGAGGCUCCUCCCCCAGCCCGGCCGCUUUUGUCCGCCGCCACUCCAGCCCUGGCGUCGCCCGCCACUCCCCCAGUUUGUCGUUCUCAUCAGCUGGGACGGACGGGCCGGAAGGCCUGAGCUGUAGUUUGGGGGUCCGCGCGAGCAACGCAGGUGCGCGCGAGUCUUUCAUGGUGUCGCGACCAAGUCUCAAGGACCGCCUGCCGUAUUCGAGACACGGCGACGACGUGCGGGAGGCGGAGAUGAUGGCGCAAGAGGCGACUCGAUGA